Molecule: messenger RNA, 1656 nt
Organism: Cercocebus atys (sooty mangabey)
Lineage: Eukaryota; Metazoa; Chordata; Mammalia; Primates; Cercopithecidae
Gene: GSTO1
Product: glutathione S-transferase omega 1
Exons: 6
Coding region: 875-1600 (241 amino acids)
Biological process (GO): glutathione metabolic process; L-ascorbic acid metabolic process
Cellular component (GO): cytoplasm
Molecular function (GO): glutathione dehydrogenase (ascorbate) activity; glutathione transferase activity
Source: RefSeq, a predicted model, not a curated record
CGUGAAAGGAGGUCGUAGAGGAAUAGUCAGUUAUGCUAGUGCUUGGUGAAUCUGCAUUUUUACAAGAUUAAAUAUAGGGUAGAGGAAGCAGUCAAAUAUGCAUUUUUCUCGAGCGAGAGGAAGGAUGACUCCUAGACCUGUCUUUGUCCCGUACUUGGGAAGAUAAGCCGUUAGUUUACAUUGCCAGGAUGAGAUUCAACUGAUCUGUUUUAGAGUAAAGAUCUUGGGGGCCCACAAGGAAUUUCCUUGUAAACAAGCCCCUUGGGGAGGUGUGUGGCUUUUGAUCUUAGUAGCUAUCUAUUUAGGAACAAAAUGGGAGGCAGUGUUGCCUGACUCAGUUUCCAAGCUUGACUCUUCCCUUUGGCAUAGUAAUUUUGGGGUCCGGAGAUUUUUAUUUUCCCUUCACAAGCUAACAGGAGCCUUUGGAGAGAAUGCUCUGGACCGGUGAGUGAGCCAUGAGUUCGGGCCACAGGCUCCGAAGCCGUGAAGCCUUGGUACGGAGCGGGUGGCGCUUCGAGGUCAGUGCCACAGGAGGGAGGUCAGGGCCAGCGUCAGACGUGGGGCCCCAUGGAGGGCGGAGUGGAGGCCCCUUCGUUCGGGGGCGGAGGGAUGACUCUGAGCAUUUAGAACUUUUGUGCAUCUCCCUGUGAGUGCAUCUCUUGGCCAGCGAGAUGCUUUGACACAGCCCCUUAAGCUAUUUUAAGAGCUAUCCCAUAAAGCCGGGAAGGCACACCGGGUGGAGCUGGCGGCCGCCCGGGGCAGGCACUUUUGAGCCAGGGAGGAAGCGGGGAGGGAAGGAGGGCGGGAAGGACGGGCGACCUACUUCCUGAAUCGCCUGCAAACGCCAGAGGAGCUCGGCCUGCGCUGCGCCACGAUGUCCCGGGAGUCUGCCAGGAGCCUGGGGAAGGGAAGCGCGCCCCCGGGGCCGGUACCGGAGGGCUCGAUCCGCGUCUACAGCAUGAGGUUCUGCCCGUUUGCUGAGAGGACGCUUCUGGUCCUGAAGGCCAAGGGGAUCAGGCAUGAAGUCAUCAAUAUCAACCUGAAAAAUAAGCCUGAGUGGUUCUUUAAGAAAAAUCCCUUUGGUCUGGUGCCAGUUCUGGAAAACAGUCAGGGUCAGCUGAUCUAUGAGUCUCCCAUCACCUGUGAGUACCUGGAUGAAGCAUACCCAGGGAAGAAGCUGUUGCCGGAUGACCCCUAUGAGAAAGCUUGCCAGAAGAUGAUCUUAGAGUUGUUUUCUAAGGUGCCAUCCUUGGUAGGAAGCUUUAUUAGAAGCCAAAAUAAAGAAGACUAUGCUGGCCUAAAAGAAGAAUUUCGUAAAGAAUUUACCAAGCUAGAGGAGGUUCUGACUAAUAAGAAGACGACGUUCUUUGGUGGCAAUUCUAUCUCUAUGAUUGAUUAUCUCAUCUGGCCCUGGUUUGAACGGCUGGAAGCAAUGAAGUUAUAUGAGUGUGCAGACCACACUCCAAAACUUAAACUGUGGAUGGCAGCCAUGAAGGAAGAUCCCACAGUCUCAGCCCUGCUCAUUAGUGGGAAGGACUGGCAAGGUUUCCUAGAGCUUUACUUACAGAACAGCCCUGAGGCCUGUGACUAUGGGCUCUGAAGGGGGCAGGAGUCAGCAAUAAAGCUAUGUCUGAUGUUUUCCUUCACUAAUAUGAA